Moneuplotes crassus is the source of this 368-nucleotide messenger RNA. NCBI's taxonomy places the organism in Eukaryota, Ciliophora, Spirotrichea, Euplotida, Euplotidae. The record is from the annotation of a GenBank genome assembly.
AUGAAGAGGUUUAACAUGGAUGUGAUUCUUUCAGAUGCUCCAUUACUCUAUCUAUUGCACCAGAUGAGGAAAUCAUCCGGCUUCUUUGAUUUCCACCAAUUAAGCAUGAAGCUAAAGCUUCUUUAUUGAAAUUGUCUGACUUUAGGCCAAGAUCUUGAGGAAUUCCAGCAUUUAGGUGAGUAAUCUUGCUAAAUGAAAAUUAUACUCCUUGUUUUAUCUGUUUUUAAAUUGUUACUGCUUUAUCAGCGACAGCUUCUAACACAAGAUAUUCUGUGUAGAUGAGAGGGCAAGCAAUGGUUGAUUCACUAAGAUUUUACUGUAAGUUUUAUAACCAAAAUAAGUUGCCAUUUAAACUAAAUAAGUUUCAA